Sphaeroforma arctica JP610 is the source of this 2705-nucleotide messenger RNA. RefSeq lists its product as hypothetical. Bases 78 to 2705 code for a protein of 875 amino acids. The transcript has 4 exons. NCBI's taxonomy places the organism in Eukaryota, Ichthyosporea, Ichthyophonida. The record is from RefSeq and is a predicted model, not a curated record.
GGGUAUAUAGCAGGCGGGCCAGUCAAGAUUCCCGCAACUCGUGGAUUUACAUUGACGCCAGCGCCAAAUCGCCGCCCAUGUCGUCGUCACGCACCACCCGCGCACGCGCCAGUUCGCCCAAUUUGCACCCCCAACUAUACCAAGCAGACGGCCCUGUCCCAACCACAAGUACACCGGUCCCAACCCCAAGUGCUCAGGUAGACCCGUCCGAAGGCUCGGCACUGUACCCCGAGGGACCUACGAGCGCAAUACAGAGCGUCCUAGCUCAGGCCCACACCCCCACUAGUGAGGACAGGGCCCGAAGACACCUGGUGAUAGACACCGGUGGGGCCGGAGCGCCCGGUUUAUCGCAGGUACAGGUGCAUGACUGCGACUGCGACGGCAAAGGCAAAGGAGAGCGAGAGCACAGCGCCGAUGUGUGUUGCCAAGCAACUCGCGGCGGGGCGAAUAAGACAGAUAAAGAAGCCAAAAACUCGAUUACUCAGAGCUUACCCACCAUCACACGUACCUCGAUGACACCUCACACCGCCGACGACGAAGGCGCGGGUGGCCUAGUUUUCACUCUGCGGCAAACGUCGGACAGUGCCGGACAGUCUAUAAAUAGCACUGCGGGCGAUACGGAUAAAACCAGCACCAGCGUCAAGUCCAGCCCGGCUGAAGCGUCCAAACACACCAGGACAGAUGAGCCGUUUAACUACUCAGCAUCGCCAAACACGCCGCAGUCACCCUCAGGCACACCAACCGAGAACAGCAUUGGGCUUAUCAAACAAAACAGCAGCCCCACUCCCACCUCCACGAGUGGCCAAGAGUUCAAACUACAGCCACAGACGGGUAUGGGGCGACGAUUUAGUAACAGCAAUAUAUCCUACUUCCCGCACAGCCGCAGUAAUCUGGGCAUCGAGCGGAAGGAGCUGCUGCAUUCGGCACGCUCACAGCCCGGUUCAGACACACCGUCGCCUGGGAAAUCACCGACACGUGCACACACACACACACACACACACAGUACACACAGGCAAUCGUUCACCCCCACCCGAGCGCCCGGCGAGGAUGCCAGCACCACCACCCUGAACGCAGCCACGCCUACCCACAACGACACUGUUGCCAUGGCAACCUCUGCGACUACCGGGCCCACUGACGGCCGCCAGACAAGCCAAGGCAGCGCCAACAGCGCGCUAUCCUCCGCGUCGCACGAGCGUAGAGACAGUUGGGGCGUACCACAGCCCCACAGACGCUACAGCAAUGCGUCACUGUUGGCCAGACAGGCGGCGGCGGCGGCGGCGGCGGCGGCUUCGCCGCACAACCGCAGCAUGACCUCGCUGGGCUCGACGGAGGGUGUGGUCAAACUCAAUAAUGCACACACGGCAUCGAGUUUUGUCGAGAAGCAGGGUGUCGUCUUGAGAGGAGGUCGUGUCGCAGAUGGCAAAGUCAAUGGCAUCAGUCGCACUACGCGUGCGCUGGGUUCUGCCAACUGUGGUCCUGGAGUGGCGUGCGACCCAGAAACCUUCGUGCAACCGCUGGAGAUCAGCGUCCCCCACGUCGUCGUCAUAGCAACCAGCGGCCUGUGGGAUUUCUGUACCAUCUCGCAGGUGCGGAAGUUUCUCAUGGAUCACUUAACCUUCAGCGAGGAUCAGGAUUUAGACGCGCUCGCGGGAGAAGUAGUCAAACUGGCGAAAGGCCUGAACAAGGCGGUAGAAGACGUGACUGUGCUGCUUAUACUAGUGUUACCCGGAAGGGCCACGGGCGGUUCCCCACGGGUCAGCGGUGAGUCCACGACGAGUGCAACGAACGGCAGCUUGGGCAAGGGCCUUCAACAGAAGAGUAGCGGGAGUUUAAAACUGGGGGCUCGGAUAGCCCGGAGAUUUAGCAACAGUAGUACACAGAGUAAUGGUAACACCAGUAGUAAAGCCACCGCCAGCCACGACCAGCACACGGCGCGACGCGCGUCCAUUGACGAGGGCCGGGACGAGGAGGUGCCCAAGGGCACACACGGGGGCAAGCAUGCACACACAUCGACACCCCCACAACCCCCACAGGACGUUCAGAGCACCGCUGGACAGGUGCGGAGAGACCUGGGGAGUGUGUCGUACGAGGGCCGUACCAGUGACCUGUCACAGUUGACAGGCUUGGGCAUGCCUCUAACGGGUAUGACGUCGAGUAGUGAUACGUUACGAGCUGCGGUGAGUGGCAUGAAGGCCCGGCGGGCUUCGGCGGAUUCGACGGCUAGUGUGGGCAGCAGUGGCGGUAGAAUGCAUAGGUAUACCAGCUAUGCGUGCCCCCUGGUCAAUGCGACAGUAGGGAGUGCUACACGGGCACAGGGGCAAGGACAGACCCCGGCCCUAAACAGUGCAGCCCCGGUACAGCUGCAGCAGAGUGUAUCGAACUAUAUCCAGCCGGUACCGGACGCACCGCGGAGUGCGUUUAAAAGCAGCAUGUACGACGAUUUGAUGAAAAGCAAAGCUGCCGAUACGAAUGGUAGCCAUGGUAGUCACGGUGGCCUCGCGGGCGGCAAGGUAAGUAAAGGCGUGAAAUGCGGGACGGAAAACGGGACGGUGGUUAAGUCGGCGAGUGGGAAGAAAAAGAAAAUCGAUAUUAUCAAGGGCAGGGAGGGGCGGGGCCUAAGUGAGGUUGAGGAGGUUGAGGAUGUUGUAUAUGACUCACCACCCCCCCCACUAGGCUGUAUAAAAGGUUUUAAGAUGAAUCCGUGA